Messenger RNA from Adineta ricciae, 408 nucleotides. The record is from the annotation of a GenBank genome assembly. Lineage: Eukaryota; Metazoa; Rotifera; Eurotatoria; Adinetida; Adinetidae.
AUGAAGGAAAAAAAACGUUCUCCGCUUUUAACAAAAAAAUUACGAUUACAAUGGGCUAGACAUCCUAUGGCCCGAGAUGAAAAAGGGUGGAAGGUUGUGUGGUCAGAGGAGAAAAAAUUUAAUUUAGACGAUCCUGACGGCUUUUCUUAUUGCUGGCAUGAUCUACGUAAAGAGGAAGAAAUUUUAUCAACUCGGCCUCAAGGUGGUGGAAGUGUUAGGACUGGGACAUCUUUUGGUUGGGGUGGUAAAAGCUCAAUAUGUUUUCUAGAUGGGCGAGUGAACUCAAAUGGGUAUCGAGAGACGCUAAAGAAUCAUCCAGUUAACAUUGGUGCUAGUACUGGUGGAUCUUAUUGGAUUUUUCAGCAAGAUAAUGGUUCUGUUCAUCGGGCGGCGGUCAAUGUUACUUGA